Molecule: messenger RNA, 8645 nt
Organism: Musa acuminata subsp. malaccensis (wild Malaysian banana)
Lineage: Eukaryota; Viridiplantae; Streptophyta; Magnoliopsida; Zingiberales; Musaceae
Product: serine/threonine-protein kinase ATR
Biological process (GO): protein phosphorylation; telomere maintenance; DNA damage checkpoint signaling
Cellular component (GO): nucleus
Molecular function (GO): protein serine/threonine kinase activity; protein binding
Source: RefSeq, a predicted model, not a curated record
UUUGGUGCCAAUUAGGCUCGAUCCAUAUUAUUUGGUAUCAAUUAGGCUCACGAAUGGGUUGGUUAGAACAGGGCUUCAAUUGGAACAAACCAAUAUGGGUCGACGCCCAACGGCCCAUCCCGGAUCGUUCAGUCGAGGGAAACGUCCUCAACCCUUUCCCUCUCAAAAGGGUGGGAGAAAGCUCGGGCGUAAAAGAGAAGGAGAAGGAGAAGGAGGAGGAGGAGGAGGAAGAGAGGAUGGCCAACCUCUCCAGCCUCAUCCACGAGCUGCGGGAGCGGAUCGCCGCCUCAGCAUCCGCCCCCUCGUCCUCAUCCUCGGGAGAAGACCCCCUCGAGACCAAGUUCCGCACCGUCCUGCCCAAUCUCCUCCAUGCCUAUGUCGUUCCCUCUUCUACAGCCAACGAGAGGGAGGUCACCGCGGUCCUCAAGCUGCUCUCCCACACCGCUCGCAACUUCCCCGGUGUGUUCUACCACGGCCGAGCCGCCGCCGUCCUUCCCGUCAUCGGUCGCGUACUCCCAUUUCUUGCGGAACCUGCCUUUCGUUCUCGCCAUGGAGUCAUCUUUGAGGCUAUAGCCUCUCUUCUCUCGCUGCUCCGUACUGGAGACCGUGAAGCCUAUCGCAUAUUCUUUUUGGAUGCCAUGGUGGUCGUUCAAGAUGUUGUUUAUAUUGCAUCGAGUUAUGUAAAGAAAUCAAGAGCAUUUUCUGAUGGAGUAUCACUGAAGUGUUUCAACGAGUCUUUUGCUCUGAUUUCCAACUCGCCUGCACUUUUUAGUGAGCUUCCAGCUUGUUGCCGACCUCUGGAUGGCCCGGGUGUACUAGUUGAUCUGACUGACAUAACAAGAUGGCAACCAUUUGCAGCGUGGAAUAUUAGACUUGUUAACAAGUGUCUAAUGGAAGGAACACUCUAUGUGGAAGGGCUCGUCAAUGUCUCAUUUGCUUAUGCAGUCUGCUCUCUUCUGUGCUAUGGGGAUGCAACUUUGCACAUGGCUUGUUUUGAUUUUGCACGUUUAGCAGCAACAGUAAUAGAUGCAGAUAUAAUUCCUGUCGAAAAUAUCAUCCGUUCAAUAGCAUGCAUAUUGGGUCAAGAUGGCAAGGAAUUUGUGGCGUUCAGAAACACUGCAUAUGAUUCUUCUAUGGGUGCAUGCCUUCAUGUACUGCAUUUGUCUUGUCAGCAUGACAUUCUUGAAUCGACAGCUGGUGACGUUGUUAAUGUUUUCUCUAGAUCCUUAGAGAGCACUGAAAGCCCUGAACUUCAGGUAGCAAUCUGCAGUGCUUAUAUACGAAUUGUUAAAAGCUGCCCUCUGCAAAUUUGGGAGCCUGUAAACCUUGUUAAGAUGCUAUGCUUGCCAAGACCUUGUGUACCACUGAUUGAGUGUAUCCGGGUGGCAAUUGAUAUUCUUUGUUCCAACAAUGUUUCCGAGGUUGAAGAUGAUCAUAACUUUGGCAUGUCAUUGGCCAGUCUUAAGAAAUCUCAUUUGCCUAAAGUUGGUGAGAAAAGAUUGUCUGACACUGUUGUCAAAGUUCAGUGUAAGCGUCAAAAGGCAGCAGAAGCAAACACACUGGAUGCUUCAGAUUUUGCUGUAGAUGUUGAAUGUAAUUCUUCUUUGGUGAAUGAACGCAAGAAAGAAUUUGCAAAUGAGCUGUGGAGAUCAAUUUCUGUGUUUCUUGAAUUAUCAAAACCUGUUCAUACAAAAACUUCUGCACUAAAACCAGAAACAACAAUAAGAGCUCUUAGCAUUCUCAGCCUCGUCUUUUCUGCUUAUCCUAAUGACAGUUUGUCUUCUAGAAUUUUCCAUCAAUUGUUUUCCUGGAUGCCUUGGAUAUGUAAGCAGGCAAAGAAUUCAAGCUUACUUUCAUUUGAUUUGCCUACCUAUUUACAAGCAGUUCACAGCAUAUUGUGUCUUCAAGGUGUUCUGCAGUCACAGAUGAAGUUGUUCCAGGAUGAUGACUCCAUUGAUGCAGACAGCGGGAGCUGUAGUUAUCCACAAUAUGCUGAUCUCCUGGAAUUCUUGAAACUGCCUUGGACCAAUAAUUCUUUCAUUGCUGAAGCUUUUCUAGUCAGGAAAGUAAAAUGUCUGUGCAUACAAGCUCUCUCCAAGAUCGGCAUUAAACUAAAAGAUGAAAGUGAUCUUGAAGUGCUGGACUUGGCUAUGCAUGAUGAAAGUGAAGAAGUCUGUAUUGAAGCUAUUACAUCAAUGCCAGUGAUCAUAUUAUUUUCUGGUCAGAUUUUUCUGGGAAGCAUGUUAAGAAAACUAGAGUCAGUGGGUCGAUAUAGAAGUGUCGAAAUUGGUAAAAGUAUUCUCUUUUCACUUGGCUAUAUGUCAUGUUUGCAUAGCUCUUCAGAUACCUUUGACGAUCAGAAUAGAAGUCCUUGCAAAUUAUUUCUAGGUGAUCACUAUGAAAGGCAGACAAAAACAAUGGAUCUUCUGAGAGGAUUUCGGUGCCCUCAUUGUGACAUGGGAGUAAUGCACAAUAAAGGGCUAUCUUCUAACACUAUAUCUAUGCCUAAGCAGCAAAGCAUAAAAUCUGAUUGUGACACUAGUUUUGUUAGAUUUCAGACACUGUUCUUUGAGUUUCUAUAUGAUGAUUCAUCAGAAGAAUUCUAUGUUGCAUGUGUUCAAAUAUUACCAAGAAUUCUAAGGCAUUCAUCUCAAGAUACUCUUCUAAGUACAAGAACGAAGUGGAGUGAGUGUAUUGAUUACUUACUCCUCCACAAGGUAAAGGCCGUGAGGGAAGCCUUUUGCAUGGAGAUAAGUUGCUUCCUAGAGGAUAAUAUUUUGGAGCCAUUGUUUAAUGAUGUGGAAGGAAGUGACAAUACCAAUGAACAAAGAUUUAUGGACAAACUAAAACAUUCUUUGGCAGCUGCUGAAGAUGCUGAGGUCCUAAUGACACUUUUGGAAUCAACAGCUGCCAUUAUGAAUUCUAGUGACAUCCGUGGCCCCAUGUUCUUUUACUCGCUUAUUUUGUUUAUCGAGCAGCUUGACAACUGUAAUCAAAUAGUUAGAAUGACUGCAUCAAGAUUUAUACAAAAGUCCCCCCAUUUCUCUUGUAAAGGAGGAUUUGAAUCAGUCAUUUCCAAGUUUUCUUGCAUUCGUGAUGAGCUUUAUGAAUAUUUCUCUUCAAGACUUGUGAGUCGCCCAGCCAUGAUUAGAGAAUUUGCAGGGGCUGUUCUUGGUAUAAAGAUUGAGGAAUUUAUUGGGAAAAUUGUCCCUUUUGUCAUACCAAAGCUUAUUGUUUCACACAAGGAUAAUGAUCAAGCAAUUAUCACUUUGCAUGAACUAGCGAUCCACUUAAAUUCAGAUGUUGUACCAUUGAUUGUCAAUUGGCUGCCCAAAGUGCUUGCUUUUGCUCUUCUCCAUGCAGAUGGGAAGGAGCUAUCCUCUGUAUUGGAAUUUUAUCAUGUUCAAACAGGAUCUGGUAACAAAGAAUUAUUUGCAGCUGCUUUACCAGCACUUUUGGAUGAACUUUUAUGCUUUUCUGGGGAAGGGGAUAUGGAUGAGACCGAGAGGAGGACCUCUCGAAUUCCUAUGAUGGUUGAAGAAAUAGCCAAAAUCCUGACAUGUUCAGAUGACCUUCCAGGAUUUCUCAAGAAUCAUUUUGUUGGUCUCCUUAAUAGCAUUGACAGGAAAAUGCUUCAUUCUGAAGAUAUCUGGUUUCAGAAACAAGCCUUGAAGCGGAUAGAAAAGUUGACUGAGAUGAUGGGUCCUUACCUCAGUACACAUCUUCCCAAAAUUAUGGUCCUUUUAAUGUAUGCCAUUGAUAAAGAAGCACUUCAAGCUGAAGGUCUCAGUGUGUUGCAUUUUUUUAUUAAGCAGCUGGCUAAACUUUCACCUUCCAGCACCAAACAUGUUAUCUCACAGAUUGUAGCUGCCUUUAUUCCAUGCUUGGAAAGAUGCAAAGAAAACCCUUCUAUUAAUUUAAAGAAAAUUGUUUGUAUUUUGGAAGAUCUUGUUGUUGAGAAUCGGCUGUUACUAAGGCAACAUAUAAGGGAGCUUCCUCUGUUGCCCACCAUUCCAGCUUUAUCUGAAGUGAACAAAGUCAUACAAGAGGCAAGGGGAUCAACGUCUCUGCAUGAUCAAUUGCAAGAUGCUGUUGAUGGCCUUAAUCAUGAGAGUCUAAAUGUAAGAUAUAUGAUGGCAUGUGAGUUAAGCAAACUGUUGAUUUUGAGAAGAGAAGAAGUUACUGCACUGAUUGCUGAUGAGUCAAUUGUAGAUUUGGAUGUCAUGAGCUCCUUGAUUUCAUCGUUAUUAAGAGGGUGCGCAGAGGAAUCAAGGACAGCAGUCGGCCAACGGUUGAAGUUAGUCUGUGCAGAUUGCUUAGGUGCCCUUGGUGCUGUAGACCCAGCUAAAUUUAAAGGAAUAGCUUCUGAGCGAUUUAAGAUUGAAUGCUCUGAUGAUGAUCUAAUUUUUGAAUUAAUUCACAAGCAUCUAGCAAGGACAUUCAGAUCUGCUUCUGAUACCAUUGUCCAGGAUUCAGCUGCCUUGGCUAUACAGGAGCUUCUCAAGCUAGCAGGCUGUCAAGCAUCACUUGGUGAGAAUAUAGGCAAUGAAAAUCUACGUACAUCUGAGGAUAGGGUUGCUGGUGGUAGUGAGGUGAAUACCAGGGGUCAAAGAUUGUGGGAUCGCUUUUCUAAUUAUGUUAAGGAAAUUAUUGCACCAUGUUUAACUUCAAGGUUCCAACUUCCAAUUGUAACUGAUUCAGCAGGUAUUGGCCCUGUUUAUCGUCCUUCCAUGUCAUUCCGGAGGUGGAUUUUCUUUUGGAUCAGAAAAUUAACUGCAUAUUCAACUGGUACACGCUACAGUAUUUUCAGUGCAUGCCGUGGAAUAGUACGACAUGACAUGCAGACAGCUGCCUAUUUGCUUCCUUAUUUAGUACUGAAUGUUGUUUGCCAUGGCACAGUUGAGGCGAGGAACAGCAUAACCGAGGAAAUCUUAACUGUUCUUAAUGCUGCAGCUUCAGGGAACAGUGGAGCUGCAGUGCAUGGAGCUGCUGGUGGACAGAGUGAAGUGUGCAUACAGGCUGUUUUUACUCUUCUUGAUAAUCUGGGGCAAUGGGUUGAUGAUCUCAGACAAGAAACUGUUCUGUCCCAGACUUUUCACACUACAGCCUCAAAGAAAGCACUGGGAUUGAAAGUUGAAAAUGAGGCUAUAGGUAAUGUAGUUGAGCUGUUAUCUUCCAUUCCUAAAGUUACCCUUGCUAAGGCCUCCUUCAGAUGUCAAGCUCAUGCUCGUGCAUUGAUGUAUUUUGAGUCAUAUGUUCGGGAGACAUCAGGUUCCUUCAAUCCAGCUGCCACAAGUGGUUUAGAAUCUUUAAACAAGCCUGGGAAGUUAGGUUCCUUGGAUCCAGCUGGUGCAAGAAGCAAUUUAGACAAUCUCUUUUCUGUUGAAGACAUUUCAUUUUUGAUGGAGAUAUACAGUGGUUUAGAUGAGCCUGAUGGCCUUUCUGGUUUGGCAAAUCUGCGGAAAGUAUCAAAACUGCAAGAUCAACUUCUAAUAAAUGAGAAAGCAGGAAAUUGGGCAGAAGUAUUGACAUUAUGUGAACAGGCCUUGCAGAUGGAGCCUUCUUCAGUUCAAAGACAUUCAGAUGUUCUCAAUUGCAUGCUUAACAUGUGCCACCUUCAGGCUAUGGUAACACAUGUAGAUGGUCUGAAAUCUAGGUUACCUCAGUAUGAGAAAACAUGGUGCAUGCAAGGUGUACAGGCAGCAUGGAGGUUGGGUAGAUGGGAUCUGAUGGAUGAAUAUCUUUCUGCUGCAGAAAAAGAAGGUCUAGUCUGUAGUAACUCUGAGAGCAAUGCUUCAUUUGACAUGGGCCUCGCCAAGAUAAUCCAGGCAAUGAUGAAUAAAGACCAAUUCUUGGUUGCUGAGAGAAUUGCACAGUCUAAACAAGCAUUACUUGCUCCAUUAGCAGCAGCUGGUAUGGACUCAUAUGUGCGUGCAUAUCCAUACAUAGUGAAACUUCACAUGCUAUGUGAGUUGGAAGAUUACAGUGCUCUUCUUGGGGAAGAUUCAUUUCUUGGAACAACUUUCACAUUGGAUGAUCCAAAAUUUUUAAAGGUGACUAAGGACUGGGAAAAUCGUUUGAGGAUCACACAACCAUCGCUGCGUGCGAGAGAGCCACUGUUAGCUCUUCGCAGGUUAGUUUUCAGAACGAAUAAUUUGGGUGCUCAAGUUGGAACCUGCUGGCUUCAAUAUGCGAAGCUUUGCCGUUCUGCUGGUCACCAUGAGACUGCUCAACGGGCUAUAUUAGAGGCACAUGCUUCAGGUGCUCCAAAUGUUCACAUGGAGAAGGCUAAACUUCUCUGGACUAUUAGAAAGUCUGAUCAUGCUAUAGCUGAAUUGCAGCCAUUUGUCCCAGAUCCAGACAUUCCUAUUACCACGCAAGCGUCGAAGGAGAAUCGAGAUUUGGCUAAAAUCAUUCUCCUCUAUACUAGAUGGAUCCACUAUACAGGUCAAAAGCAGAAGGAAGAGAUUUUGAAGAAUUAUUCUAGAGUGAGGGACUUGCAACCCAAGUGGGAAAAGGGAUACUUUUUCAUGGCAAAAUAUUGUGAUGAUCUUCUUGUUGACGCUAGGAAGCGCCAAGAAGAUAAUCUUGCAAUGCAGUCCUGUAUUGCUGGUAGCUCUUUGAAUCCAUCAACGGAGGAAAAAUCAUGGUGGUCUUACCUACCUGACGUGUUGCUGUUUUAUGCGAAAGGACUUCACAAAGGACACAAGAACCUUUUUCAAGCACUGCCAAGAUUGCUAACACUCUGGUUUGAGUUUGGAAGCAUAUAUUACAGAGAUUGUUCUUCAUCUGAUAAACUUAUGAAAACUGUUUUCACAAGGAUCUUGAGCAUUUUGCGGGGUUGUCUAAAGGAUCUGCCGACAUAUCAAUGGCUAACAGUACUAUCUCAAUUGGUUUCUCGCAUCUGCCACCAGAGUCAAGAAAUAGUUCGAAUUGUCAAACAUAUAAUUACAUUAGUUCUACAAGAAUUUCCACAGCAAGCACUUUGGAUGAUGGCUGCAGUUUCAAAGUCAACAGUUGCUGCAAGGCGUGAUGCUGCUGCUGAGAUAAUACAAGCUGCAAGAAGAUCUCGAAUUGGGAGUGAAAUUAGUGGCCUAUUUAUUCAAUUUGCCAGCCUGAUUGAUCACCUGAUUAAGUUGUGCUUUCAUCCUGGACAGCCAAAGGCAAAAACAAUUAAUAUCUCAACUGAGUUCAGUACCUUGAAGAGAAUGAUGCCUCUAGGAAUCAUAUUGCCAGUCCAGCAGGCUCUUACUGUCACUUUACCGUCUUAUGAUGCAAGUCUUAUGGAUUCUCCUAGCUUUGAUGUAUUUUCAGCCUCUAAUCAUGCUAUGAUAUCUGGCAUAGGAGAUGAGGCUGAAAUCCUUUCCUCUCUUCAGCGACCGAAAAAGGUGGUUUUUCUUGGAAGCGAUGGUGUUCAGCGUCCGUUCCUCUGCAAGCCAAAGGAUGACUUGCGGAAAGAUGCACGGAUGAUGGAAUUCACUACAAUGAUUAAUCGUCUGUUAUCCAAAUUUCCUGAAAGCCGCAGAAGAAAGCUGUACAUACGAACCUUUGCUGUGAUCCCUCUUACUGAGGAUUGCGGGAUGGUGGAGUGGGUCCCGCAUACUCGUGGCCUCCGUCACAUUCUUCAGGACAUCUACAUAACUUGUGGAAAGUUUGACAGACAGAAGACAAAUCCUAAAAUCAAGAACAUAUAUGAUCAGUGCAAGACAUCUGAAGAGGAGAUGUUGAAAUCACAAAUCCUUCCCAUGUUCCCUCCUGUUUUCCACAAAUGGUUCUUGACCACAUUCUCUGAGCCAGCUGCUUGGUUUCGAGCAAGGGUGGCUUAUGCACAUACCUGUGCUGUUUGGUCCAUGGUUGGGCACAUUGUCGGUCUAGGUGACAGGCAUGGUGAGAACAUUCUAUUUGACUCAACUACUGGUGACUGCAUUCAUGUUGAUUUUAGUUGCUUAUUUGACAAAGGUUUACUACUGGAUAAGCCUGAGCUGGUGCCUUUCAGGCUAACCCAGAACAUGAUCGAUGGUCUGGGCAUUACUGGAUACAAAGGUGUCUUUUUGAAGGUCUGCGAGAUCACACUUUCAGUGCUACGAACACACAGAGAGACUUUGAUGAGUGUUUUGGAAACUUUCCUGCAUGAUCCCUUAGUGGAAUGGACCAAAUCUCACAAAUCAAGCGGAGUGGAAGUUCAAAAUCCUCAUGCACAGAGGGCCAUCAGCAAUAUCAAGGCACGUCUUCAAGGAAUAGUGGUCGGGGUUGGAGCAGCACCCUCUUUGCCCUUGGCUGUAGAAGGACAGGCUCAACGCCUAAUCGAUGAGGCUAUCUCACUCAAAAACCUCGGAAAGAUGUAUAUAUGGUGGAUGGCUUGGUUCUAAGAGUUGCUUGGUAGCCUUGCUGUCGAUAUUUGCUUGUUUGUCUUUUGUAUUACGCGUGCUCCUGCUCGGUGAAUGGACAAAUGUGUCUGCAGCAUCGUCACCGUAAGUGGGAACUAGAGCAGGGUCAUGACAGGGCCAUGGUAGAUUUUUCACACGUUUUUUGGUUCUUUCUCGUGAUGAUCAUUGAAAUCAUGUGGUUUUCUUGAGAUUACAUUUUUCACAGGCAUUUUGGUUCUCGCUUGUGAUCAUUGUAUUUAUGUAGAACUUCUCUUUAGA